GGAUCGCAUCGGUGAACCCCAGAUUGCGUGAGACUGGAUCAAGCAGACUGCCCGAGUGUUGGAAGAUCUCAAUGUACCCAUGGACAAUUAUCCCAUACUGGCUUCUCAAUUGCUUCGAAAGGAAGCCUACGAGUGGUGGAAGAGGACAGAUGAGAGUGCGGGAACCCCUAAGCCGUGGACAUGGGCACAUUUCGAAUGGGCAUUCAAGCAAGAAUAUAUUCCGAAACGAUUUAGCGAGGAAAGACGUAAGGAAUUUGUUGAACUGGAACAGGGAGACAUGACACUCCCUGAAUAUCGUCAGAAGUUUACCAAACUCGCAAAGUUUGCACAAACCUUAGUAAAUACCCCAACCGAUCGCAUUGAGGAGUUCAGGAAGAAACUUCGACCUGACCUCAGGUCACGUGUAUCUGUUCUAACCACUGUGGAUUUCGCGGAGGCCUACGAUCUCAUUGCCAGGGCAGACAGCGACUUGAGUGCUUGCAUUGAGUAUCUGAAGACAAAUAAUGUCAGCUCAAGCACUCACCGUCCCACCGGCUCUGCCUCAAAAGGGAAAAGGCCCUUUCAAGAACCUAGCAAUUCACAUAUCUCUAAAAAGGGAAAAUUUGUACAAACUCAGUCGAUGGCAUCCGUUGAUAAGUCCAAAAAGCGGAGGUAUCCAACUUGCGAGCACUGUGGAGGGAAUCACCCGGGAGAAUGCUGGCUUAAGCAAGGGUUGUGUCUUGGCUGUGGAAAACCAGGACACUUUAGAAAGGAGUGCCCUACAAACCCCGGAGAACCGUAUCCACCUGCCCCUGUUGUUAGUCAAGCAGCAUCGGCACGACCUGCACCAAGUCAACGCUCAACAGCGGGGUCUAAUCCAGCCAAGAAUCAGAACCAACAACAAGGACGAGCUCCUGCUCGUACAUAUGCAAUGAAAACACGAAUUGAGGAGAACCCUGAUGUCAUCCAGGGUAUGUUCUCCUUAUUUGAUACUGUCAUGGAUGUGUUGAUAGACCCCGGAUCAACUUUGUCUUAUAUCUGUGUACAAAUGCCUGAAAAAGCUGACAUAAUGAAAGAACAUUUAGAACAACCUAUACUAGUGUCUAACCCGUUAGGACAUAGUAUGAGUAGCAUCUCUCAAAGUCAAGCAACGAGGAAGAAACUCAAGCAAACCAUCCAACUCUCCCCAACUCUCCCCUCCCUUUUGGCUCGGCUCAGCAGUAGGAAGCAACAAGGAGGAACGGCGAUCGAGAAGAGAAGGAGGGGAAAGAAAGAGGAAGAAGUCCAUUCUUUAAACGUUCGUGAGACGUGGUGCUGUUCGUAGCGCCGUUCGUACCAUUUUCCUCUUCAAUCAACCGUUUGCUCUAGAAGUGAGUACAUUGCCCCUCUAGCUUUAGAACUCAUAGUUAUAUUCAAUAUAGUUAUGUUCAUAGG
This is a messenger RNA of Cuscuta campestris, 1413 nucleotides long. The record is from the annotation of a GenBank genome assembly. NCBI's taxonomy places the organism in Eukaryota, Viridiplantae, Streptophyta, Magnoliopsida, Solanales, Convolvulaceae.